Messenger RNA from Penicillium canariense, 1785 nucleotides. RefSeq names its product SDR family oxidoreductase/polysaccharide deacetylase family protein. The record is from RefSeq and is a predicted model, not a curated record. The transcript has 3 exons. Gene Ontology annotation, biological process: carbohydrate metabolic process. Gene Ontology annotation, molecular function: hydrolase activity, acting on carbon-nitrogen (but not peptide) bonds. Lineage: Eukaryota; Fungi; Ascomycota; Eurotiomycetes; Eurotiales; Aspergillaceae. Bases 1 to 1785 code for a protein of 594 amino acids.
AUGGCGUUCCUCGGAAUUGAAGGAUAUCAUGUGUUCAUUACCGGGGCAGCGGGUGGUAUUGGCCAGGAAGCAGUUAAAGAAUUUCUAGGGCAAGGAUGCAAGGUUACAGGGCAUGACCUUCGUCACGUCCCUGCACCCUCUCCUGAACACCCAAACUUCUACUCUGUGACUGGAGACAUCUCGUCUGAGACAUCAAUCGCAUCGUGCCUCAAGUCUGCUGUGGAGCAUUUCGGGCCCAUCAAUAUUCUAAUUGCCAAUGCUGGAAUCACCGACGAAUCCUCUGACUACAAUAUCUGGGAAAUUCCGCUGGAUAUCUGGGAAAAGACCUACAACACUAAUAUCCGGGGCACAUUCCUAACCAUCAAACACUUCUUGCGCAGCGCAUUGGAGGCCCAGACAGCAGCAGGCAGUACUGAGCUUGAGAAUCUUGCUAUUGUCGUCACUGGAUCCGAAACCGGCAAGUUUGGCCAAGCUGGACAUACCGAAUAUGCCUCUGGCAAGGCUGGUCUUCAGUACGGUCUUGUGCGCGGCGUCAAGAAUGAGAUUGUCAAAAUCAACUCCAAAGCUCGCAUCAAUGCAGUCGCACCUGGGUGGGUUGAUACUCCUCUGAUUGCCGGUCGGCUGGAUGACCCCAACGAAAUGUGGCACGAGGCCCAGGCCACAGUUCCCCUGCGAAAGAUUGCGCAGCCUCAAGAUGUCGCGCGCACAAUGGCCUUCCUGGCCAGCCAUCGUGCAGCUGGCCACAUUACUGGACAAUGUCUUUCCGUAGAUGGUGGCAUGGAAGGGCGCGUAAUUUGGAGGGCGGAUGAGCUUUUGGGGAAAGAGACCACCGGUGUACAAGGAAUCCCCUUGACAGUGGAUGUUCCUCCGCCUAUCGCAACCAAAAGGCGCCGCAUUCAAGUGCUACUCUCCGUCGAUUUUGAUGCAGUGUCGGGCUUCCUCGGAACAGGGGCUUCGGAAAACAACAGUCUGUCCGAUUACAGCAGUGGGUAUUUCGCUGCCCAGGUGGGAGUACCACGCCUGUUGCGUCUUUUUAAGAGACACGGAAUUGCUUCAUCGGUCACUUGGUUUGUGCCAGGACACUCGAUGGAGUCUUUCCCAAAUGAAACCCGGGCGAUCGUGGAUUCUGGUGCCGAAGUUGGAUGCCAUGGAUACGCACACGAAGGCGCAGCCCAGAUGACCGAGGCACAGGAGAGAGAAGUUAUUACCAAGUGCGUUCAGCUUGCAACUGAGUUGACUGGGCAGAAGCCUCGCGGCUGGAGGGCCCCGCUCUACCUUUUGAGGGAGCAUACGGUCAGGGUGUUAGAAGAAUUUGGGUUCUUAUAUGAUACCUCCCUUACGCACCACGAUUCAGAGCUAUACUUCCUUCCUGAAGUGCCUCCGAUCAAGCCGAUUGACUUUUCUCCUUCCCAAUCAGCCACCACAUGGAUGAAGCCCCUUGCAAAAGCCGCUCCAAAAACAGAGAAAACACUCGUGGAGAUACCUUGCAAUUGGUACAUGGAGGACAUGACGCCAAUGCAGUUUCUCCCAGCUGCAACCAACUCUCAUGGUUUUGUCAGUCCAACCACCAUCCAAGAGAAUUGGAAGUCUCGGUUUGAAUUCCUAUACAAUGAGACCGAGGACUUCGUGUUCCCCCUGGUCUUGCAUCCAGACACUAGCGGCAUGGCCCAUGUCAUCGGAAUGAUUGAUCGAACGAUUACAUGGUUGAAACAGAAAGGAGACGAGGUGGAAUUUGUUACUUAUGAGAACUGCGCAAAGGAGUGGAAAGAAAAGCAAGGAAAAUAA